UUCAGUUUAUAUUUUUCGUUUUUCCGUGCCACACUUCGUAUGCUAUCAACCCGAUAAGUCGAACAGGGAAACGAUUAAGUGCGAGUGGUGACCCUGGCUCCAGCAAGAGCCGUUCGUCGCUGUGUGUUUCAUUGAAGAAGAUAUUAUUGAUUGAAAUAGAACAUUCUCUUCUUUAACUUGUCAAACUAAACGAAAUUAGUUGGAACCAAUCGGGUGCAAUGGCGUUUCUGACGGUGCGACUGAUUGCUACGACUGCAGUGAAAAGUGCCAACCAGAAUAUUGCGGGCAAUAUUAAAAAGUGCACUCUGACAUCGAUGGAUCAGCAGAUCGGGUCGGUCGCUAUGUUUAGUGGGCUGACCAGUGCGAAGAAGAGCGACACUCCGAGGAAUCAGAUUUUUCCAAAUGCUGUCUUGAGUUCCAAUCAAAAUGUCAACAUGGUUGUCCCGAGUAGAAACAUCACUGUCCAAGAAAUCUCUCGCAGUUUGCAGCUUUACUCCAAAGGCGGAAGAGACGUCGAAAAGGACCCAAAAACACUUCAAUUGAAAUCCGGCUUCGAAAAACCAACUGUGCUGUUGUUUGCCUGGUUGAAUGCCAAACAUAAACAUUUGGUAAAAUAUGCCAACCUCUAUACGAACCAGGGCUUCGAGGUAGUUGUAACACAACUCACCCCAUGGCAGCUGCUUUGGCCUGUGAAAGGCUCACAGCUUGUAGCAGAAGAUAUCGUGAAAUUUUUGAAAAACAACGAAUUUAAGAAUGGUCUGAUUUUUCACGGAUUCUCAGUGGGAGGCUAUCUGUGGGGUGAAUGCAUGGUUCACAUAGUGCGAGAUCUUCAAAAUUAUCAAAUUGUGUUGGAUCGUGUGAAGGGACAAAUCUGGGAUAGUGCUGCCGAUAUCACAGAAAUCCCUGAAGGUGUGCCGAGAGCUUUGUUUCCAAGGAACCCAACACUUCGCAACGCAUUGCGAAAAUAUAUGAUUUAUCACAUGAAGGCAUUUCAUGAACCUGCUACGUCACAUUAUAUCCGCUCCAGUCAGAUGUUCCACACAAACUUGCUUAGAUGUCCAGCACUAUUCCUAGUGUCGAAAACUGAUCCCGUUGGAACGGUGGAAGCGAAUACUCGGGUCAAGGACUCUUGGGAAAGCAACGGAGUUAAGUGUCACUUCAAAUGCUGGGACCGUUCGCCCCAUGUGGGACAUUUCCGUAAGCAUACCGAAGAAUACACCGAACUGGUGUUUUCACAUAUUCGUCAGCUGGACGUUGGAGCACAUAAACAAGCAUUGCGAGCGAAGCUAUGAUCGGAAGUAGAUUAGUACUGUGAUACUUAAAUGCAACUGUGAAACAAAAACAAAGAAAAAUUAGUUUUGAAAACACGUACACGUUUUGACUAGACCGUAAAAGUGCCCAGAUAUUAUGUGUUUAUUAGGUUACCACAAUUCACAAAACGAAAAUUAGAAAUCUUCAGUGUACAUUCAUAACACUGUUCAUUGGGUACAUUAGGAAAUGAUUCGACAAGGGAGAUAAUACUUUGUACAAAACUCUUGGAUAUUGAAUAAAUAUUGGAUGAUCGUUGUAA
This is a messenger RNA of Malaya genurostris, 1570 nucleotides long. Its product is annotated as transmembrane protein 53-A-like. Gene Ontology annotation, molecular function: serine hydrolase activity. NCBI's taxonomy places the organism in Eukaryota, Metazoa, Arthropoda, Insecta, Diptera, Culicidae. The coding region runs from base 219 to 1292 and encodes 357 amino acids. The transcript is spliced from 6 exons. The record is from RefSeq and is a predicted model, not a curated record.